Messenger RNA from Colletotrichum scovillei, 249 nucleotides. RefSeq lists its product as uncharacterized. The transcript is spliced from 2 exons. NCBI's taxonomy places the organism in Eukaryota, Fungi, Ascomycota, Sordariomycetes, Glomerellales, Glomerellaceae. The coding region runs from base 1 to 249 and encodes 82 amino acids. The record is from RefSeq and is a predicted model, not a curated record.
AUGAGACUCAUUGCUCUUCUCUUUGCGGUAACUGCAAAUGCAUUUUUGUUGAACUGCGAUGGCGGAACCGCCGGUGACGGAGGCUGUGAAGCAAAUGGCCUUCACACCUAUUGUUGCAAUGAAUCUUUUGAGACUCCGGUGUACGUUCACGUCCGCGACGUCACCGUUCUGUCGAAGAAUCCUCAGGGCAACAGUGACUGCAAGCCUACGGGUACCAACACGGCCGGGAGAGUUUUCUGUGCUGCAUAA